AUGACGAUGAUGCUUGAUGAAUCUGUGUUCAGCAAAUCUGGUAUACCCAAAAUGGGAAGAAAACGUCAGCAUUCGGAGUCGAGUGAGGAUGAUGUUUCUAGUCCAAAAUCACACUCGCCUUCCCUCAAUGAUGAUCGACGUGCACAUCAUAACGAAUUAGAAAGAAGACGAAGAGAUCAUAUCAAAGAUCACUUUAUGGCUUUAAAGAAUGCAAUUCCAAUUUUGGAAGGAGAAAAGUCAUCCCGUGCUUUAAUCCUCAAAAGAGCCAUUGAAUAUAUUGGACUCAUGAAGAACAAAAUCAACGAAAGCGAAAACGGUAUGGCUGAAUUGAAGAGAAGAAACGAAUUACUCGAAGCUCAAUUGAAUUCCGUUCCAUCUUCUUCACCCUCAGUUACUUCUCCUGUAGCCAGUAUUUCUGCUUCCUCAAUCCCUGCAACCACCGUUGCUCCGACUACCUCAGAAUAUGCUCCAUGUUCAGCUGCAAACACUUCUGUACCGAUUGAAAGCUUAAUUUUGCCAGCUUUCCGACCAACGCCUAUCCAGCCAUCUGCUAUGCAGAUCCCUAUGAGUGCUCCAACACUGCCCACCAUGGAUGCUCUGCGAAUGAACAGCCUCUUCCCCACUACCAGUCAAGAUGGUUUCAUGGCCUUGGCACAACUCCUCAUGAAUCCCAACGGCCGAUUUUCAAACAGUCCCAAACACGCCUCACUCCAAAACGUCAGCCCUGUACAUCAAGUUCCUGAUCUUAACAAAAGCAUAUUAGCCAAUACAUUAAGUCAGCAAACUCCAGUCCAAUUCUCAGUUUAA
This is a messenger RNA of Auanema sp. JU1783, 807 nucleotides long. The record is from the annotation of a GenBank genome assembly. NCBI's taxonomy places the organism in Eukaryota, Metazoa, Nematoda, Chromadorea, Rhabditida, Rhabditidae.